GGCACGACGACAUCACCAUUGACCCGCCCUCGCCCGCUGCACGACGCAGCUCUCCCGCCCCUCUCCAUUCUCACAAUGGCCCUCAGGCUGGCUGUAGGACGGCCAUUGAGCCACGCUAUCCGCGCUGCCGGCAGCCCCAGCUCCCUCGCUGUGCGCACCUUCGCAGCCGCCGCAUUGCGGUCGAAGGAUGUUGCUUCAGACAAGUCCGGCGUACCAAACUUGAGAUAUGCGCCUCGCGACCCCCCGGGCAAGCUCAAAUCACCCAUCGUAAACCCCACCGACCAGUAUCACGAGAAGGCCGAGGGCCUCCAUAAAUACGGCCAAUACCUAAUGUCAUGUCUGCCCAAAUACGUCCAGCAGUUCUCCGUCUGGAAGGAUGAAUUGACCAUCUACAUCCCUCCCGAGGGCGUCAUCCCCGUCUUCACCUUCCUCAAAUAUCACACCGCCGCCGAGUACACACAGGUCACAGACAUCACCGCCGUCGACUACCCGACCAAGGACCAGCGCUUCGAGGUCGUUUACAACAUGCUCAGCGUCCGGCAUAACUCUCGCAUAAGAGUCAAGACGUAUGCAGACGAGGCGACACCAGUCCCGAGUAUCUGCGAUCUCUAUGAUGGAGCGAAUUGGUAUGAACGAGAGGUUUACGACUUGUUCGGUGUCUUUUUCGUCGGACAUCCGGAUCUACGGCGCAUCAUGACCGACUACGGGUUCGAUGGACACCCUCUCAGAAAGGACUUUCCAAUGACUGGCUACACUGAGAUUCGGUACGAUGAAGAGAAAAAAAGGAUUGUUGUGGAGCCGCUGGAGAUGACUCAGGCAUACAGGAACUUCCGCGGAGGUUCCAGUGUGUGGGAGCCGGUUGGCCCUGGAGAUGAUAGGAAACCAAGCCAGUUUAAGUUGCCUACACCAAAACCCGAACCGCCAAAAGAGGACGAGCAGAAGAAAUAGAACGCCGAGAGCAUGUACAGUCUGUAAAUAUCCACCAAAUCCAACACACGUAUUCCAAUAUCAAUAUCGAAAUUUCCCGUUAAGGUUUCUAUUGCGAACCUU
Lindgomyces ingoldianus is the source of this 1050-nucleotide messenger RNA. RefSeq lists its product as uncharacterized. Gene Ontology annotation, molecular function: NADH dehydrogenase (ubiquinone) activity. Bases 76 to 948 code for a protein of 290 amino acids. The transcript is spliced from 4 exons. The record is from RefSeq and is a predicted model, not a curated record. Lineage: Eukaryota; Fungi; Ascomycota; Dothideomycetes; Pleosporales; Lindgomycetaceae.